UCUCAAUAACCUCAUCUGCUUAGCUUGUCUACCAGCCAUUCUCUUUCCCACCUUAUCCAUUUUCUUCCAUCUCUCACCAUACAAAGUUUCAUUUUCUUCCCUCCCUCCCACUAUCAUUUACUUCCAUAUACUUAACAAACAACUCUUCAUAAACCAACCAUCACAAAAAGAAGAUAACAAUGGCCACUCUAUCUCCACCUACCAUUACUGCUACUUCUACCACUACCAUUGCCAGCUCUAGGAGGAUGAAGAAGAAUGUGAAUUACAUAUCUGGGCUGAACUCUUUUGGCGGGUUGAAGGCUCACAAUAGUGUAGCCUCACUAGGCCUUCCAGUAUGCACUGAGCAAUCCUUUGCUAAGGUUGUGAGCUCCUUGAAAGUUCCAUCAAAGAGCAAAGGUAGAGGUGGGGGAGCUCUGUCUUCUACUUGUAAUGCUGGUGGUGAGAUAUUCAAGAUUGCAGUCAUCAUGAAUGCGCUGACUCUUGUUGGAGUGGCAGUGGGGUUUAUUCUUCUUCGAAUUGAAGCUUUUGUUGAAGAGUCUGAGUGAGAAUUUUAUUUUUAACAACUUCUGUUUUUUUAUGUUUUUUGUUCAUCAAGAUUGUAAUUUUCUUUAGUCUUUCUUUCAAUUGAUGCAGUACUGAAUUGCUUUUGGAUAUUAAACACAAACAAAAUUUGCAAAUUGAGCUUCCUUUUAAAACACAUAUCAAAGAGAAGGAUGAUAAACAAGUUUCUAUUUUGAUUUGA
This is a messenger RNA of Quercus lobata, 742 nucleotides long. RefSeq lists its product as uncharacterized. Lineage: Eukaryota; Viridiplantae; Streptophyta; Magnoliopsida; Fagales; Fagaceae. The record is from RefSeq and is a predicted model, not a curated record. Gene Ontology annotation, cellular component: cytochrome b6f complex. Bases 180 to 545 code for a protein of 121 amino acids. The transcript is spliced from 2 exons.